Messenger RNA from Paramisgurnus dabryanus, 5924 nucleotides. RefSeq names its product synaptopodin 2-like protein. Gene Ontology annotation, molecular function: actin binding. Gene Ontology annotation, biological process: positive regulation of actin filament bundle assembly. The record is from RefSeq and is a predicted model, not a curated record. Lineage: Eukaryota; Metazoa; Chordata; Actinopteri; Cypriniformes; Cobitidae. Gene Ontology annotation, cellular component: nucleus; Z disc; actin cytoskeleton.
CUUGGGAGUACAGGUGAGUCUUUUUCAAUACUAAACAGAGGAAUAAUUUACAGCAGACUGGCGAUGUGUUAACAGAGGAAAACUUUAUCACCUGUUGAAUCCUAAACUACAUCUGAAGAUCUUUCUCUAUUGCUUCAGGAAAUUGCAGACCAGAGGAACAACACUAAAUCUGCUGGAAGGGAUUCAUUUAUACAUUGAGGUUAACACAUUCAGCCCUGUUCGGAUAAUCUCACUGGAUCUAAUCUGAAAUGAGUAAAUAAACUAAAUGUCAUCUAGAGAUCAUAUGACCCAGCUGAGCCACCCUGAGAGACUCCAUCAGGAUUACAAAUCAAAAACUACAGAAACCAUCUGUUUAUAAUAUAAACACAAUAAAGCCUUGCUUGUGAACGAUUACAAUAGCUCCAGUCAAGAGAUUCGGAUGAUUUUUCUGCGUUUCUCAUGUGCUAAGGAAAGCACCAACCACUGUCCUUCAUCUUGACAUUAUUGAAACGCUAUAAGUGUAAGGGUUACGCGUGCCUUCAGAGAAACGUUCGGUCUCAGUGGGAUUGUGAUAAACUCAGGGGACUUGUUCGGUGACAGGAAUUUACUAAAAUAAAGACAAAUAUCUGUAUCAGUGAUCAUAAACAGACACAAAUAAAACUCUGGAUAGUUUGGAGCCCUCGCCGGAUUUGCAAUAGUGCAUAUCCAAGUUGUGAAAUUCUCUUGGAUAUUUUCCAUGGGAACUGCUCCAAAGUGCAUUGAGAAGUCCCUCCCGGGAGGUCUUGUUAGAGUUUAAACAAUAUUGUGUGGAUUGAAAGUACAAGUGCAUUUUUCAGCUCAUCUCUGGUGUGUAAUGGGUCUGCUCCGAGGAUUGCAGCGAAGACAAACAUCUAGCAAAAUGUAAAGCAUUCACUUUAAUCCUUGCUUCUUCGUAAGUCGGAAAGGAAUAAACAAACCGAAACGACUUCAAACGUACACCUCAGCUGAGAAACUUGUGUCACACCCAGGCAAACGUGCGGUCUAAGAGGAAGAUCAGCCAAGAGGAAGAGUGACACAUAACCAGGUUCUGAAGCAGGGAUGUUGGAUUAUACACAUAAACCUGUAAGAAGAGGGGACAGCUGGGGUGGACAGACUAUCACCACAUCAUCCACCUCCGACAGAGAUGGAUCAGGAAAAUCCCUAGAGGAGAGGACCAGGAUCUUGGAGAAAGAUGAACACUGUGGGGUCAAAGGAAAGCCAGGCUUGACCACUUGCAUCAGCCAGAUGGAACGAAAAACAAACCUCAGCAGAAGCGCCAGUUUAUCAGAGAAAGAGCUGAAGGAGGCACGAACCAAGAGUCAGAUCAUCGCUGCUCAGCUCCAGGCCAAUUCCAACUCCAAAGGCGUUCAGCUUUUCAAUCGUCGUAGACAAAGAGUAAACGCUUUCACACUCGUGAGUGUUGCAGGAGGUGAAGCAGAAGAACCAAAGAAUGUAAUUGAUUCGUCUUCAGAAGAUCCACUGACAUGGGACGAACAGCACUCGGUUAAAAGCCAACACAAGGAGUUAAAUCACAGGAAUAUUUCUUGGUCAGCUAGCAGAAUCCACAGUUGUGAGGACAUGGAGGACGCUGGCGAGGUUACACGUGAGGAUGUAAUCGAGGAGGAAAGACACUUUCUCCCUGUGAAUGAGAAGGACGAGGAGCUCUCAGAAGAUGCAGCGAAGGAUGAAAGUGAAUCAAAAACUGCAGUUCAGGAUGAAUCUCAAGCAAAUGGAGGACACGCUCACUCUGUAGACACCAAUAAAGACACCUUGAACGGAUAUGGUACACAGUGCAAUGGAAAAACAGCUAAGCAACCUACUAUCAACCGUACCGCUCGACCGUUUUUCUCCCCAACAACUGUAGGCUCUUCAGAGGUAGCAAGUCCAGUAAAGGACUUUCCACCAGCACCAUCCUACAUCUCCCCACCAUUACCAGCCUUCCAAGAGCCAACUACUACACCAUAUUCCCAAUCACAACCUUCACAUUACCAUAAUCCAGCUUUCACAUCACACCCACGACCUGUCUUCUCUCCACCACCGCCUCCACCUUCAUAUCCAACUCCUCCACUCCCAACCUUCUCCAGGCCUCCACCACCUAACACAGCUGCUUCAUCCCAGCCUUCCUCCUUUUAUAUUCGCCCGUCUGCCCCCAGACCCACAUUUGUUCCUGAGCUCUUGAAGGAGAGGAGGUCUGUGACACCCAUCAAAACCGGCAUCCUCGAAGAGGGCAGGUCUCGCCGAUCCACCCGCAAGUCGAUGUUUACUUUUCAGGAGAAGCCCAAAUUGGCUCCGAACCCUGAACUCCUCUCAAUGGUGCAGGGAGCAGAUGAGAAGAAGAAACAGAAAGCCCAGCCAGAUCCAGUGCAAGAAGAGGAGCUGCUGGCUUUGGGUGCCGAAGCAUCAAACUUCCUGGCCAAGGAGGAGGCUGUUUGUGAGGAAGCGCUGGUGCCGGAGUGGACUUCGUGUUUGAAGAGCUCCAGGACGCGUGCCAGGGUGGAGCACAAGCCCGAGCAGGCCCUUACCAAUGCUUCAGGGAAAGGGGCUGAACUGUUUGCCAAACGCCAGUCCAGGAUGGAACGGUUCGCCCGUGACAGCAAGGAGCUGAGAUCUCCCUCUCCGACCAUGUCCUUACCUCCAUCGUGGGUGUAUCCGUCCAACAUGCCUGGUCGAGUCAAGGCCAUCAUAAACACUUCAAACAUAAAUGCAGAGGCGUCAAAGACGCUGCAAGCUCAGAAGGCCCAGCGCAAAAAGACCGCUCCUGUCAAAACACCAGAACCGCCUCCAGAGAUACCAAUAGAGAACGGCUGCACUAAAAUCGAGAUGGAGCUGUCUAAGCAUCAGCCGUACCAGCUCAGCUCAUCCCUCUUCAUAUUCAACCCAACUAAAGAUACCUACAGCACUCUUCCCAGAGCAGCCCCGCCUUCUAAGCCGCUCAAGACAGGCUACAACGUCUCUAGAUCACCUUCAGUUCCUUCUAGUCCAUUACCAUCACCAUACAGUCCUUCUGCUUCAUACAGGUCCACCCAUUGCUUUUCUCCUCCCAUCACGUCAUUCGGUCCCAGCAUCAGUUCUCCUGUGUCUCCUUUAGCUCCGGAGCGUGUGGUCUCUCCUCGAUCCACCGUCAAGGCGCCCAGACCCACCUUCUCCACCAAAAAAGCUGGAAUCACUGCACAGGAUAAAGAGGACACACCGAUACCGAUCACUAGUCCUGGCUCCACAACCCCCACUUCCAGGACACCCAAUCUCACUCGACGCUUCACCAGUCCAGAUGUGGCCUCUAGUGCGGUCUGGUCACCCAGCAGCCCUGUGGUGACCUCCACAUCCUCCAGCCUCAUCUACAAGCCCAUACCAGCCUCCCCUUCCCCCCGACCCAUCCAUAAGACCAUUCACAAGCCUGCCGCUUCAUCUCCGGGAAUCGUCUUUAAGCCAUCUAAUGCCACCUCACCAGUAUCUCCACCUUGGGAAUCCAGGUGCCAGUCCCCGGCCGUCACCCAGGACACCAAAGCCAACCACCGAAUUCUGGCCAAAAACAUCAUCAAUGCUGCCAAACGAAAAAACAGUCCAUCUCCAGGUGCGCUAAGUGGGCACAGCCUGCCCAUCUCACCUGUGAACGCCAGUACCGUGUCUUACGAACACAAACCCGUUAGCCCUUUUCAACCACGAAUGCUGGGAGGUCAGUCGCCCACCCUUACCAGUCCCUCUCCUACCCGUAUGAUCCACUCGCCGGUGCGCUUGUACAACACUCGCUCGCUGACUGAUUCUGACGCCUCUGUCGAGUCAGAGGAUUCGGGCCUGCGCUCGCCCGGGGUGCGCAGCUACAACACCUGCCCUCGCGGCUGGACCGGCAGUUUUCAGGUGAAGAGGGGAAGCAUGCCGGAAGAUCUGUAGGAAGCACUUAUGGACGAUUAAAGUUAGGAAAACAGGAGCCAAAGUAACUUUUAAAUAUUGAAUGUAAAACAUUUUGGAUUUCCUGUACACGGAUAAAAUCGCAUUUGUCGUGAAGUUUUUGGAUGGAUGUUUGUCUUGUGUGGGGAUUCUUUACUAUAGAAUGAAAGUGAAUAGGAAGGAACCCUGGAAUAAUACACAAGUUUUCUGAAGCAAUAUUUAUGUGAAAAACAACCUGAAGUAAUUUUUUUCCCUUUGCUGUAACUCCCAAAAUCUCAAAUCAUAAUGACUAACUUUAUUUUUUACCCCUUACUAGCAUCGAACAGCAUAUGUACAUAUUUCCAGAAAGCACUUUUGAAUAAAACAAGGCAAAAUUUGGGCUGCCAGUGAACAUCUAAAAGAAGUCUAACCAUAGUCCAAGAAUAGUAUAUUUUUAAGAGAUGUAAAAGAAAUGAAAGCAAACACCUUGAGCACCUGUUGACAUGAUGAAAUAUAGUCAUUCUCCGAGUUAUUUUGGCAAAAACGACAUGUAACCAAAUUCAAGAUUAUUUAGGGUAGAAGUGGGUUAGUCACAGCCGGACUAUAUUGGGUUUUGGCUUGCUGGGUUUCCACUAAUUUUAUAGCAUUAUUUUGUCUCCUUUUGCAUUCAGUUAAAACUAGAAGGCCAAAUAGGUUUUGGAUGACCUGAGGAUAAGUAAAUGAUGACUUUUCAAGUAAAAUCUAUGCAGCUGUCUUUAAUCUUUUGAAGAAGCCUUGCGUGAAUUCAGAAAAAUGUACCAACAAACCUUUAUGCUUAUUACCAAAGAAACAUGUAAUGUGCAAAAGUUUUAAAGCAGUAUUAGCAUUAUCCUAAUUUUUUUGAAAAUGUACUUAGACAUGAAAGGGAUUUAGCCUUUUGCUUUUUUUGUACAGAUUUGCUUUAACAGUAUUUGAGAGUAUUAAAAUAUUGUUGCACAUUGACAAAAUGUGUAGGUCCGACUCAAGUGAAACUUGAUAGGAACUGAUUGCUUAUUGCUGAUAGUGAGGGCGUUUAUAUUUUGGAAUGACACUGCAAAGUUUUUACAGUAUGAGAGAGAAUGAUGGCGUUAUCUACGUUACAUAAACUAUAAAUGGAAAAUGCUGGUGAUUUGAAAUCCAAUGCAACUUCCAUACUGGUUAUGUGCUGACCUGCAGUACAGAAAUAAAGUAGGUUGUCAUUUUUAACAAAUGUGCAUAAAAAGGACAGAGGUGAAAACAUGAAGCAAUGGAAGUUCAGCGUAAGUUUGCAAAGAGAAUAGCACGAAUGACUGAAUUCUGUUUUCAUUAAUGCAUCUUGCUUAGUUUAUUAUAUUUCAUCUACAAAUAAAGAACAUAAUUCUGGGUGAGAUUAUCUGGGGAUAAAUAUAUGCUUAACUUCACAUUAUAUCACACAAAAGGAGCUUCAGUAAGGUUUAGGGUGAGUACUUAUUUGGUACAACAAUGAAAGUAAUGAUGGUGGUUGUUUUUUACACAUUACACACGGGCGAGUAUAUUUGUGGGGCACAUGUAUGUUUUAUCAUAUACACUGUUAAACGUCUGUACACCGAGUAUGAGUUACAUUAGGUUGAUAUUCUCACAGAACACAUCACCAAACGUAUAUGAUUUUUACAUACUGAAAUCUUUGCUAAUAUCAAGCACUCAUGUAUACUAAGUGUGCUCAUGUUAGUGUGCACUCAGAUAUUGAAUUGCAGCAGAUGAUAUCAGCAGGUUUAUAAGCAUAUAGGCAUGGUUUGAUUGACAAGGACAUCAGCUGGAGUAACUUUGGCUAGAACGAUCUUCUCAGUAUCAAGGAUGGUUUACAAGAGCAGUAAAAUGGUGUAAUCCUUCCUGUGGUCUUCUGGAAGAUGUUUGACAUAACUGAACUGACAGUGACUUUAUCAUGCUUGAGUAAUAUUACCUCUCUCUCUCUCUCUCUCUCUCUCUCUCUCUCUCUUUCUCUCUCUCUCUCUCCCUCUCUCACUUUACAAUUGUUUUGUACAUUAAGUAAAUAAACACCAAUAAACAAUAUCUUCUUGGAUGAAUUC